AUGAGUGGGUCGGUUGCGCUUACGGCUGCUGAUGCAUUGGAUAACUUCGCUAGUGGCUCGGUAACAGUGGCGAGUGGUGCAUCAAAAAAUGUCCAAAGUGGGGACACUAGCAUCAUUUCUGGCGCAUCCCUGAAUGGGAAAAGCGGCUCAAUCAACCUGACAGUUGGCACUAGCGGAACGGACAAAACGAGCGGGUCAGUACUGGUGACAGCAGGGGCCAAUCAACUGACAGGCCCUGGUGGCGAUAUUAUCAUGAAAGGCGGUGGCGCUAAUCAGGCGGGUGGAAACGUCAAGAUCAACGGCGGGGAUUCAGUUCAAACUACCGGAAAUGGAGGCCAGAUUAGUCUAAGUUCUGGGUCCGGUGAUGGAAUAGACGGAGGUGACAUCAAGCUUCGAGCUGGAGAUUCAACGCCAGACAAUGGAGUAGGGGGAGUUCUCGACUUCCAAGCAGGAUACGGCAAGAAGUCUGGCGGUAACGUUUCCAUCAGUGGUGGUUCAGCGGAUGAUACUACUGGAGGCAAGGUUCAAAUUACAAGUGGGAGUGGCACCUCGGUCAGUAGUGGCAACAUCAUCUUGGCAACAGGAGCGUCAGGUCAGAGCAAAAGAAGUGGCUCCUUGACGUUGUCAUCUGGUAUUUCAAGUGGAGACUAUUCCGGCGGGGUAUACAUUUCCACAGCUGAUGCUACAAAUGGGGUCAGCGGUAGCGUUGUUAUCUCCGCUGGCACCGCUAGCGACUCGGAGAGUGGAGAGGUUCAGCUUAUCGGAGGAAAAAGUACAAAUGAUGGAGGUAUGGGAGGUCGUGUUCUUGUACAAGGUGGAUCAGGAACAAGCCAAGGAGGCCACGUUGAGUUGACUGCUGGAACCGGGAAAUCGGAUAUUGGAGGAAAUGUCCGACUUCAAAGUGGAUCUGGAAGUGGAGCGAGCAGUGGCUACGCACUUGUGUCAACGGGUGACGCUGGUAUUAACCACGACAGUGGCCCUUUAGGAUUCGUGACUGGUGCUACCAACGGUGGCAAUUCUGGAGACAUAUCAUUUGAAACUGGAGAUGCUCUAGAUGGCAACGCAGGAUCGAUCUUGUUCAAGGUAGGCAAGACGGAAGACACGGAUGCCGGCGAUGUUACCAUUGCUGCUGGUGAAAACGGAGCCAUUAGUGGCACGGGCGGCGAACUACUCUUAAGUGGCGGCUUGGGUGAUGGUGCAGGAGGUGGAUUGACACUAACAGCAGGAAAAGGUGGCUCUAAAGCUGGUGGAAACGUUGAUAUCUCCAGCGGUGCUAGUGAUAGUGGGGCAACUGGCUCCGUUUCCAUCACUAGUGCAUCUACGAAUUCUGCGAAGGCAAGCGGUUCAAUCACACUGUCUACUGGUAGUUCGGUAGGAGGGGAUACAGGAAGUAUCUCCAUUCUUACCUCAAACACCAAAGGCGGGAUUUCUGGAGCAGUGACUGUGAGUUUAGGCGCUGCAGAAACUUCUACCGGUGGAACGCUAACGCUGAAUGCUGGACCAAGUACUAAUGCUGGUGGUACUGGUGGAAGUGUCGUUGUGAAGGGAGGGUCAGGUCCGUUGUUUGGUGGUGAGAUAUCUAUUACCGGUGGAACCACACCAGGUGUGGCUACUGCCACUGAUACCCCAGUUGGCGGUACUGUUCGCGUUGCUAGUGGCACGGGCGAUGAUGCCGCCAGCGGCAACGUGUUGGUUUCAACAGGUGACGCUGGGGCCAAUCACGACAGCGGGGACAUUGCCCUGUACACUGGAGCUACCAGCGGUGGUAAUAGUGGUGCUGUUUGGCUGGAGACUACAGACGCUGUCAAAGGCAAAGCAGGGUCCAUUUUCCUAAGUGUCGGAGAAGGCGACGUCGCUGAUGCUGGUUCGAUUAAACUAACCAGCGGCAGUUCCACUAAUGCUGCUGGUAUAGGCGGAGCAAUCUCGGUGACUGGAGGGCACGGGAAACUAUUAGGAGGAGAUGUAAACAUUACAGGAGGCGUUGGUGACGGUACAGUCGGUGGGAGUGUGAGCUUGACGAGCGGGUCGUCAAAAGCUAGCGGCUCGCUCUCGCUUUCCUCUGGAAAAUCAACUGCUGGCAAGUCGGGCGACUUGACGCUUUCGACGUCAGAUGCCGUCGGUGGAAGUGGAGGAUCAAUCUCCGUCACAGUAGGCUCCACCGACACUGGAAUCGCAGGGGCUUUAAGCUUACAAGGUGGUACUAACACAGCUACAGCAAGUACAGGUGGGGCUGUUACGAUCACAGGAGGAACUGGGAAGGCCACCGGUGGCAACGUCGCUAUUGUCGCCGGUUCGGGGGCUUCCACUAAAGGAGGAAACUUGAUACUGACGAGUGGGUCCGGUACCGGGGCCUUAAGCGGGGAUGUUACAAUUGCGAGUGGCAAUGCUGGCACGGCAAAAGGAAGCGGCUCGGUGACGCUGUCUUCUGGAACCUCGCAAGGCGGACCCACUGGCAGCGUGAAGCUUGCUACAUCCACUGCUGUUGGUGGAUCUGGCGGUUCAAUUACUUUGUCCGUGGGAUCAGGUGACGCAAAUACUGGUGGCAAUGUCGAGGUUAGCGCUGGUGGUGCGACCGGCAACACAAGCAUUGGCGGUAAAGUCACGCUUACUGGUGGCCUUGGGAAGACUGGUGGUGAUGUUUUGAUCAGCGGUGGAGAUGGAACUGCGACUGCCGGUGGUCGAGUUGAGCUUGUCAGCGGGACCGGAACCGCUCUUCCGAGUGGAGACGUGUUGAUUAGAAGCGCAGACCCCACUACAACUUCGAAGAGCGGGUCGAUAGAGCUUCGUACGGGCACGACAACCUCCGGCGCUUCUGGUUCUGUUCUCGUUAAGACAAGUACUGCUGUCGGCGGUGCAGCAGGCUCCGUCACACUAUCAGUGGGAUCUGGAGACGCAGCUACGGCGGGGAACCUCGAGCUCUACGCUGGAAGCAGUACGCACGCGGCAGGCGUUGGCGGCCGCACACUACUCACAGGAGGCACCGGGACAACCGUCGGUGGAAAGGUUCAGCUUGUCGGAGGAGUGGGAACCAAAACAAAAGGUGGAGAUGUUGUGGUCACAAGCGGCGGGAGCGACUCGGGCAGCUCGAGUGGCGACGUUGCCAUCAGUAGCGGGAUCGUGGCAGCUUCGGGACAAGUGAGUGGGUCGGUGUCGUUACUGUCAGGUAAAUCAUCCCAUGGUAGCUCUGGGGGUCUUACUGUGGGUACAGCCGCCGCUACGGGCGGUAGCGGGGGCGCGGUGACUUUGAGCGUUGGUGCUGGUGACACAUCGGAUGGUGGUGCAAUGAACAUUGCUGGAGGAGACACUACAGAUGGCGUAGGAGGCUUGAUGGCUAUUGUCGCAGGCAAAGGUGGCACCGCUGGAGGCGAUGCCAAGCUGACUGGUGGUGCUGGUGGCUCCGACGUCGGUGGCAAAGUUCGGAUCUCGAGUGGUGGGAGUACUUCCGCUAUCACAGGGAGCGUGGAAGUACUGUCGUCUAGCUCAACGGCAGCUGGCACGGGUGGAGUUACAUUGUCGUCUGGAGCGACUACAGGCAGCACUAACACAGGGUCGUCAGGGACUGUGAGCGUGCUGUCUGGAAACUCGGUUGGUGGUACCGGAGGAAAUAUCCUGGUGCAAGUCGGCAGUGGAAAAGCUGCAACUGGUGGCGAAUUGAAGCUUAUCAGCGGAGAGAGUACAAACGACAACGGCGUUGGUGGGAAACUCAGCGUUAUUGGUGGUGUAGGCACCAAGACAGGGGGUGCUGUCGACAUUCGAGGUGGAGUAGGCACUGGGGCAGUUGGCGGCCGGAUCCAAAUUGUAAGCGGAGGCAGCACGAGUGGUGGUAGUGGCGAUGUGAUAGUGUCCAGCGAAGUGUCGACGACAACCGCCGCAAGUGGAGCUGUCACGAUUUCGUCGGGUGCCUCGACUGGUGGGGGCGACUCCGGUGCAGUAAAUAUCAAAACUGCCACUGCUUCAACUGGAACAUCCGGCAAGAUUACUAUCGCUUCCGGCUCCAGCGGUGUAGCUGAGGUUGGUGCUGGGGUCUCCAUAAGUUCUGGAACCAACACUGUUGGAGCAGGAGGCUUAUUACAGCUCAUUGGUGGGCUUGGAAAGACCACUGGGGGUAGCGUGGCAAUUACCGCUGGAGCUGCGUCGGCGACUGGAACGCGUGGAGGAGAUGUGAACAUUCUCAGCGGUACUGGGGAAGUUGCCACGAGUGGCAAUGUUGUGAUUGCAACAGCAGACUCUGGUACCGGUAAAGUCAGUGGGGGUCUCACCUUAUCUACAGGUGCCUCAUCUGGUGGAAAUUCUGGCGCCAUUUCUCUCUCAACUUCCACGGCUACUGGUGGCCACGGUGGUAGCAUUGGUCUCUCUGUCGGAAGUGGAAACGCGGACGUAGGAGGUGGCGUCACUUUAGUCGCAGGCGCAAGCUCUCACGCGACAGGGACUGGUGGUGCUGUAUCCGUGACUGGAGGUGGCGGGUAUGCAGGAGGAGAUGUUACCAUCAGCGGUGGUGCUGGCAGUGACGCCUCCGCUGCAGGCGGUGCUGUUCGGAUCACAAGUGGAACCAACUCGGCUGGUAGCAGUGCAGCGGUCGUGGUAAAAUCGGCUGCUGCAAAGGUCAACUUCAACACUGGCAACCUUCAAUUUGGAAGUGGUGACAGUACUGGGACAGGAAACAGCGGUAGUGUGACGCUCUCUACGGGAUCUGCAACUGGUGGAACUUCGGGCGACUUCGAAGUCGCAAUUGGAGAUUCUGGAGUGGCUGGGGGCACCGGCGGGUCAAUUAAGUUGAGCGCUGGCGCAAACUCUGCUAGUACCGGAGGCUCUGUCACGGUGAUGCCUGGGGCAGGGUCAAGCGAUACCACACACGGAGAAUUCCGCGUUGAGUAUCCGAGUGGCACAGCGCUCCUCUCUGUAGCGAAGAAAUCGUUUACAGUGGAUAAUGUCCAGUACGUGAGUCUCAAGUCGAAAACGAAUGUGGAUAUUGGAGCUACUGGGACGGUGACGUUAACUAGCGAUGGAGUGAAUGUGGCUGGCGGGCCGCUUACCGUUCAACUUAACGACUUCUCGGUCACAAAUGGCGCUGGGGCCGUGCUGUCGGUCUCAUCUACUAGUGGUGAUGUCAGUUUCAAAGGAAAGCUCACGCUUGGAAAGGACCAAGCAUCAAUUGAACACACUGGCACAUCACUGACUGUAUCGACACCAAAGCUGCUUGUUCCUGCUGCUAUAGUGACCUUUUCCGGCGCGCAGGCGACUUUUUCAGGCUCCAAUGUCGAUUUUUCAGGAGAUCACUUGAACUUCAAGGGCACGGAUGUGGGGUUCUCGGCAACAACUGCAGUCAGUUUCUCCGGAUCAACGGACUUCACUGGAAAUGCGAAGUUUGAGGGAACAAAGGUAGACUUCUCAUCGACUACCGCGGUUGGCAUAGCAGGAUCCACCGGCUUCACUGGAACUGCCGUCGAUUUCUCGGCAACAACUUUGGUUGAUUUCUUGGGAAAAGCAAAGUUUGAGGGGAGUACAGUCGACUUUUCGUCAUCAACUGCAGUUGGCUUCGCAGGGGCGGCAGACUUCACAGGCACUUCGGUGGGUUUCUCUUCAUCUACUGCAGUUGGCUUCUCGGGAUCAGCAGGUUUCACGGGGAGUGGCGUAGACUUCUCAUCAUCUACUCCGGUGGAUUUCAAGGGAAAAGCGAAAUUUGACGGGAGUACAGUCGAUUUCUCUUCAUCAACUGCAGUUAGUUUCGCAGGAGCGACCGACUUCACCGGGGCUGCAAACUUUGAGGGAGCCGUUGGUAUCUCGGGAACGACCGACUUCACGGGGAGUGCACAUUUCAAGGGAGCUGCGGUCGACUUUUCAGCGACAACCCCCGUGGAAUUCUUAGGAUCGACUGUGGACUUUGCUCAGGCAGCCACAGUCACCUUCUCAUCGGACAAAGUGGACUUCGAAGGGGCUGCAGUGAAUUUCAAAGGAGCUGCGGUCAACUUCUCCGGUACCAAAGUCUCGAUGUCGACAGCCAAGCUUAAUGUCGCUGGCAGCGGUACUGCGCCGACGGCAGCGGAGGGCACAUGCACGGUGGGCGACCUGCGCUUUGACAAGACUCAACUCUACAUUUGCGUUCAGGACAACGAUGGUCCGAAUUGGUACUCGAUUACCCUCGGCUCCAAGUUCACUCCGUCCUGA
Phytophthora sojae is the source of this 6165-nucleotide messenger RNA. RefSeq lists its product as hypothetical. The record is from RefSeq and is a predicted model, not a curated record. NCBI's taxonomy places the organism in Eukaryota, Oomycota, Peronosporomycetes, Peronosporales, Peronosporaceae. Bases 1 to 6165 code for a protein of 2054 amino acids. The transcript is spliced from 2 exons.